This is a messenger RNA of Chinchilla lanigera (long-tailed chinchilla), 2483 nucleotides long. It is a transcript of the gene Kifbp, whose product is annotated as KIF1 binding protein. Gene Ontology annotation, molecular function: protein binding. The transcript has 7 exons. Bases 70 to 1935 code for a protein of 621 amino acids. Lineage: Eukaryota; Metazoa; Chordata; Mammalia; Rodentia; Chinchillidae. The record is from RefSeq and is a predicted model, not a curated record.
UCGCAAAGGGGAAGGAAGGCGGGAGUCUGGACUGCGAGGAGUGAGGCAGCCCAAGUGGUGGAGGCCGUUAUGGCGAGUGCUCCGAGCGCCGAGGUACGUGAGAAAUUCCAGGCGGCGCUGGCUUUGUCGCGGGUGGAACUGCAUAAAAACCCGGAGAAGGAGCCGUACAAGUCGAAAUACAGCGCCCGGGCGCUGCUGGAAGAGGUCAAGGCGCUGCUCGGCCCCGCGUCCGAGGACGAGGAUGAGCGGCCGCAGGCCGACGACGGCUCGGGCGCCGAGGACCACGCCCUGGGGCCGCGGGCCGACGCGGUGGAGGCCGAGGGCCCGGGCGCGCAGAGCGCGGUGAGGCUGGCGGUCAUCGAGUUCCACCUCGGAGUGAACCACAUCGACACUGAGGAGCUGUCGGCGGGGGAGGAGCACCUGGCCAAGUGCCUGCGGCUGCUGCGCGGGUACCGGCUGUCGCCCAGCUGCGUGUCGCUGAGCAUCCAGGCGCAGAAUAACUUGGGUAUUUUAUGGUCUGAAAGAGAAGAAAUUGAAACUGCUCAGGCUUACCUAGAGUCAUCAGAAGCACUAUAUAAUCAGUACAUGAAAGAGAUUGGGAGUCCUCCUCUUGAUCCUACUGAGCAUUUUCUUCCUGAAGAAGAGAAAAUUACUGAGCAAGAGAGAUCAAAAAGAUUUGAGAAGGUUUAUACUCAUACCCUGUACUACCUGGCCCAGGUCUACCAGCAUAUGGAAAUGUUUGAGAAAGCUGCUCAUUAUUGCCACAGCACACUGAAACGCCAGCUGGAGCACAAUGCCUACCAUCCUAUGGAGUGGGCUAUUAAUGCUGCUACCUUGUCGCAGUUUUAUAUCAAUAAGCUAUGCUUUAUGGAAGCCAGGCACUGUUUAUCAGCUGCUAAUGUUAUUUUUGGUCAAAUUGGAAAGAUCCCAGCCACCGAAGAGACUCCUGAGGCUGAAGGAGAUGUGCCAGAGCUUUAUCAUCAGCGGAAAGGGGAAAUCGCAAGAUGCUGGAUCAAGUACUGCUUGACGCUCAUGCAGAACGCCGAGCUGUCCAUGCAGGACAACAUAGGGGAGCUGGAUCUUGACAAACAGUCUGAACUUAGAGCUUUAAGGAAAAAAGAACUCGAUGAGGAAGAAAGCAUCAGGAAGAAGGCUGUGCAGUUUGGAGCGGGUGAACUCUGUGACGCCAUCUCUGCAGUGGAAGAGAAAGUGAGAUACUUGAGGCCUUUAGAUUUUGAUGAAGCCAGGGAACUUUUCCUACUGGGUCAGCACUAUGUCUCUGAGGCCAAGGAGUUCUUCCAGAUUGAUGGGUAUGUCACUGACCACAUUGAAGUUGUCCAGGACCACAGCUCUCUGUUCAAGGUGCUCGCAUUCUUUGAAACUGAUAUGGAAAGACGGUGCAAGAUGCAUAAGCGUAGAAUAGCCAUGCUAGAGCCCCUCACUGUGGACCUGAACCCACAGUAUUAUCUCUUGGUCAACAGACAAAUUCAGUUUGAGAUUGCACACGCUUACUAUGACAUGAUGGAUUUGAAGGUUGCUAUUGCCGACAAGCUCAGGGACCCUGAUUCACACAUCGUAAAGAAAAUUAAUAACCUUAAUAAGUCAGCACUGAAGUACUACCAGCUCUUCCUAGACUCCCUGAGAGACCCAAAUAAAGUAUUUCCUGAGCACAUAGGGGAGGAUGUUCUUCGCCCUGCCAUGUUAGCUAAGUUCCGAGUUGCUCGUCUCUAUGGCAAAAUCAUCACUGCAGAUCCCAAGAAGGAGCUAGAAAAUUUGGCAACAUCAUUGGAACAUUACAAGUUUAUUGUUGAUUACUGUGAAAAGCACCCUGAGGCUGCCCAGGAAAUAGAAGUUGAGCUAGAACUUAGUAAAGAGAUGGUUAGUCUUCUUCCAACAAAAAUGGAGAGAUUCAGAACCAAGAUGGCCCAGACUUAAUCCUUGUUCUUAAAGAAAGUAAAUGUGCAAUACUGAGUGAGUUUUCCCCCAUAAACACGCCUAGCUCUACUGUGACUUUGACAUCCAGAGCCAGAUGAAUGCAGUUUGAGCUUGAGAUCUGGUCAGAUUACCUGAAUCUGCUGGGCCCCGAUGCAGCCCAGCUCAUUAAUCUACAUCUAGUUAUGUAAACUGCCUUGUUAAAGUGGCAUGUGAUCUCUAUUUUAGAUUGCUUGUUUCCUAUGUAAGUACUGUAUAAACAUUUCCUGCCUCAGUCUAUUGGCUACUACUUGGUAGAUUUCCUUCCAAGGAAAAAUGCUGGGUAAUGUACCUGGUAGACAGCUUGUUACUGCAUUACAUUUGAAAAAAUCUUCCUAUAGUUAUUCUUUCUACAAUACUUAACUUUCCUAAAUUCCCAAAGAAAUAUUUCCCUUUUGAAAAUACUAAAAACUAAGUUAUAUUGUAAAGUGAGAUAAAAUAGUUUGUCUCAGUUAUAAGGGGAAAAAAUCCUUGGAAAUAUAAUAAAAUUGAGUUGUUUCAACUAGUAAAAA